CAAACGAGAACACGGCCUAGUGCAACCCCCCUAACAUGCACCACGUUCCCCAAUAUAUUCCUCCUGUCAAAAAAAAAAAAAAAGAAAUGACCAUUGUUCUAUGUAUCUAGUUUUCGGUGGGGAGAGAUCUCUCUAAAGCACCUUAAUGUAGCUAGGAAUCGCAUCCGCACAAACCCCGGAAAAAAAAAAGAAAAAAGAGAAGAAAAGAAAGCAGAGCUAAAAAAGAGUGAUGGCUAAUUCCAUAGCAUCCCGAUGGAGAGAACUCAGUGGUGAGAACUACUGGCAGGGUCUAUUGCAGCCUAUCGAUAUUGAUCUCCGUCGCUAUAUUAUCCACUAUGGUGAAAGGAUUGGAGCUGUUGGAGACCUUUUCAAUAGUGAAAAGGAAUCUAGCGGAUUCCGACAUAGCCUAUACCCAAAAGAAGAGGUUUUUUCCAGGGCUUGUCUUGAAAAAGGAAAUAUAUUCAAGUACUACGUGACCGACUUCUUUUAUGCGGCCUCAGAUGAUGUCGAGUCCGCAUGGUUUGGAUAUGUGGCAGUGACCACAGACGAAGGAAAGGUUGCUCUAGGAAGGAGAGAGAUUUUGGUUGCUUGGAGAGGAACUAUAACAGACUCGGAAUGGUUUAAUAAUGUAAACUUUUUCCAAACGUCCGCUUCAGAAUUAUUUGGGGCUGGAAACAACGCUAAAGUGCACUCUGGCUUCCUCUCUCUUUAUACUGGGACAAGCUGGAAAUCCGCUUACAACAAGACUAGUGCCAGAGAGCAGGUUCUAAAAGCGGUUAGGGAGCUGGUGAACAAAUACCAAGAUGAAGAGAUAAGCAUAACUGUAACAGGCUAUAGCUUAGGAGCAGCACUAGCAACGCUAAACGCAAUGGACAUAGUUGCCAAUGGUUAUAACAAGCCCACAGGCGAUUCAAAGAAGUCGUGCAUGGUCACAGCUUUUGCAUAUGCCGGUCCACGUGUUGGGAACAGUGGCUUGGAGGAAGUAUUUAAGACACUCAAUGAUCAUCUUCGUCUUCUACGCAUCACAAAUUUCUGGGAUCCUGUUCAUCAUCUGCCCUCAAAAUUUCUAUCGGGCUACACCCAUUUGGGGAAAGAGUUACAAAUAAACACCAGUAAGUCAGACUACUUGAAGCGGAAACUUUUUGUGAUCAGUACAACUAAUCUUCAAGACAACACAGAUUCCAUAUACAUCCCUCCUCCUGGGCAUUUGCCAGCAGAAUAUUUAGAUGGAAACAUGCAGGUGGAAGAAGAGUUGGAAAUGUACGCCGCCACUAAAGGCUACAAGCAUAAAAGCAACAUCAGAGAAGAGUUGGAAAUUGACGCCACCACGCUAGGAUUCACGGGUGGCCUAGUGGGGUACCUGGGUGAACUUUUCAUUGCUCAUGCUUUGGAAGUUUACCUGCAUGGAAUUGCAGGCGUCCAAGAAAAUGGAUUUCGUCUGGAAAUUGACCGUGAUAUUGCACUGGUAAACAAACAUUUAGAUUGGCUGAAAGUAGAUUACAAAAUUCCUCCCAAAUGGUGGAAUAAUGAGAAUCGCAAAAAUAUGGUUCAGAUUGACAAUGGCCACUGGAAGUUUGUUGAGAAUGCUUAAUAUCAUCCAUAACGGAUCGGUAUACAAGAUGCUCUCAAAGUGCUUGAUCACAUAUAAGUCAGGUCCUCGCUUCGUUAAAAAAAAGUUUAAUUGUUUCUAUCUAUAGAAACAAGGUUCGGCCACUGAGUUCAUGCUUCGCUUUGGUGUUAUCUCUGAUUGCUGCGCUAUGUCAUGGCCUAUUGGGGUUUAAUUUUAGGUAAAAAUACUGAAUGAGUAGCUGAUUUUGUUUUUUACUUUUUCUAUGUGACCUAUUGGUAUAUAUAUUUAGAAUCUUUAUAUUUGGUUCUAAGCCUUUUGGUGAACAAU
Durio zibethinus is the source of this 1897-nucleotide messenger RNA. The record is from RefSeq and is a predicted model, not a curated record. Lineage: Eukaryota; Viridiplantae; Streptophyta; Magnoliopsida; Malvales; Malvaceae.